Molecule: messenger RNA, 1731 nt
Organism: Drosophila willistoni
Lineage: Eukaryota; Metazoa; Arthropoda; Insecta; Diptera; Drosophilidae
Product: E3 ubiquitin-protein ligase znrf2
Exons: 6
Coding region: 577-1443 (288 amino acids)
Source: RefSeq, a predicted model, not a curated record
UUUAACCGUUUGCCGCCUCUGGUCACACUGACCUCAAAGAGUACACAAUUAAAUUAUUAUCUAAAUUACUAGUGUAAAUUCAAAGCGCAGUGACAACCAAUUUGGGCAAUUCAGCAAACAGAGCAGAUCAGCAGAGAGUGAGAGAGAGGAGAGCAAGGGAGAUUGAUAGCGAGUGAGAGAGAGAGGAGGGAGAAACACACACAAAAACAUACACACACACACACAGCUCUCGAUAUAUAUAUAUAUAUAUAUAUAAACGUAAAUUUAGGGACAUAUACAGAGAAGAUAGUCAGAGAGAGGGAGCUAGAGAAAGAGAGAGGGAGUUAUCAUUCUCCUCUACAUACACCGCAUUUAUCAUCACACGCCGCUGCCUCUGACCUGACAUUGUUUGCUUUUGUUGUCUGCUGCUCUUCAAAACAAAAAGGAAAAUUUUAAAAAAGCAAAAAAAAAAAAAAAACAGAACCCAAACAGAGGAAACACAGAGAAUAAAGCUCCUAGGAGUAAACAAAGGAGUGACAGUAGAGACGGGAUCGGGACUGGGACAGGGGCAGGAGAGUCAGAGAGUUAGCUCGCUCUAUGGGUCAAAAGGCAAGCACUCCAGCGACCAGUGGCCAACAGAGCCCACGCUCUCGUACAUUUAGCAGCAGCUCAACUGGAGCCGCUGUGGACACAUCGCCGGCCGGUGGCGGUCGCACUGGAGGAGGAGCAUCAGCGACAGGCAUCGUCGGCGCCGUCGGCGGUGGUGGCGAUGCCACUGGCCAGGGUUUCAAUUUGUUGCGCACAUUGCCGGGACUGCAGGUUUAUCACCACCAACAGAAUUCUACAACCAUAGACCGGCAGCGGGCCCGGAGUCUUAGCUCUGUGCCCGAUAUCCAACAGCAACAACAACAACAGCAGCAUCAACAAUCCCAAAUUCAAUCCUCGGAUCCCAAUGCAGGAACCAAUAUCAAUAACAGUUACCCAUCAUCGGCAGCCGCUGGAGUUACCAAUAAUAAUGGCUCAUCCUCCAUAACGCCGGCCACCUACAUGCAGCAACAGCGUCGCACUUUGGGCGAUUCUAUACGCGACAUGUCUAUGACUGGCAGCAACAUUGUGGAAAGCAUUGCCCUGGCCACCUCUGCCAAUGGUAUAGGCCGGGUCUAUACAGCCACAUCGCUUCCUUCGCACAUUUGGUCCUUUAAUGGUAUCAAAUGUCCCGUGUGCAAUAAGUUCGUUUUGCCGGACGACAUUGAGUGCCAUUUAGUUAUGUGCCUAACGAAACCGCGUCUCUCAUAUAACGAGGACAUCUUGUCCGAUGCCAAGGGCGAGUGCGUUAUUUGCCUUGAAGACUUGAGUCCUGGCGACACUAUUGCACGGCUGCCUUGCCUCUGCAUCUAUCACAAAGGAUGCAUCGAUCGUUGGUUUGAGGUGAAUCGCUCAUGUCCCGAGCAUCCUGGAGAUUAGUAAUCCUCAUUUUAGUAGUUGCACACACACACACAUGUACACAUACACAUACAGAUACACACACACACACAUACAGAAAUACGUGGAUGUAUGCAUAUAAGGCAAAUUGGGGAGAGGCUAAGAACAGAAAGAAGGAACCGAGCGAGCGAUCUCAAAUCGUUCAAUAUAUUAAAAUAUUUGACCUACCGAACCGGAUUGAACCGUAACGAUAUGAAACGAAUUGACAGUUGAUGGACAAACACAUACAACACCAACAACAACAACAAAAACACAAACCACAACAAAGUU